Molecule: messenger RNA, 1470 nt
Organism: Notolabrus celidotus (New Zealand spotty)
Lineage: Eukaryota; Metazoa; Chordata; Actinopteri; Labriformes; Labridae
Product: testis-expressed protein 12-like
Exons: 5
Coding region: 263-748 (161 amino acids)
Source: RefSeq, a predicted model, not a curated record
AUUAAUAAUUAACUCACGUAACUCAAUAAACCGGAAAUGAACAGUUGAAUUCACGGUUCGAUGAACGUAUUAAACAUUAACUCACACUGCCCGUUUGCUCGUGGGAAACAGUUACAAACCGUUAUUUCAAAAAUCAACCGUUGAUUAAUGUCAGCAGGUAGGUUAGCUGCUAGCUUGAUUUUAACUAGUUUUACACACUGUUUUAGCUUCGUGUUAGCUAGUUAAAUGCACACCACAGAGUAAACUAAACAGUUUGGAUUGAAUGAAUGAGGUGAGUGAAGUGACAUUACCAAAUAAUGGAGGAAACGACACCAAUGGCAGGAAAGCUGGUUCCACCAACGCUCAACAAGAGAGCUGUGAACAUCUACAACAAAAGCCCCAAACAGGCAACACCACAAGAGGUCUAUUUUGGUGCAACCAGUUUUGCAACCUUUUGCAACAGACAGAACGGUCAUCUGCCAAUCCGGAGAAAUCGCCCCCGAAGAAGAAAAGGCCGCCAUCCAAACCAUCCAUGGUAGAGCCAGCGGAUUUAUUUGAUGCUACAACUGCAGGCGCAAGCAGAGAGGUCAGCAUGCUGUUUUCAAAACUUGCUGAAGUGUUAAGUGAGAGAGCCACAGCUGAUACCUCCCAGAUCAAGCAGCUGGAUGGUAUUUUGAGAGAGACUCAAAACCUUGAGUCUUACCUGAGAGAGAAGAAAAACCAUCUGAGGCAGAAGCUGGCGCUCAUCUCUAACAAACUGCAGGGUUAGGUUUAACGCACAGUGACUCAACAGACCUUUUUAUUUUCCUGAACACUUAUAUUUCUUGUCAAUAUGCUCUGCUUUUGUUUAUAAGUAAUUUAUAUGUGGGAUUGCUUUAAUAUAGACAUUUAUUAAUAUAUUAAACUAAUUGUUUUUGAGUUGAAUUAGUCACGUAAAUAUGCCACUAUUCAUCACAAUUUCACUGAUUCUGUAGAUUCUUUAGUCAUGCAAUUUUUUUGUCUUAAGUUAUGAUAAAUUAUAACUUGUUGUCUGAAUAUUUGAGCAUUUUCAAAGAGGAAGGACACAAACAAGUUUUGUUUGCACAUAUGUAUGUACAGAAUUAAUGUGCCUUAACUAUUGAAGAGUCUUACAUGUUGUCAUGAUUGUUGGUAAAUAAUAAGUGGAAUUUAUUUGCAUCUAUUUUAUUUUUCUGUGACCACUUUUACAUCCUCUGCCAUACAUGUUUGUAGUUGUAUUGUGAAUACGUCUUAAGGCAGUGUGAAGCCCAAACACUGACCAGAGGAGGGCGCUAGUGCGCCACACUCUGUUGCCACAGCUUCAUUUGUUGACGUUUGAGAAUGUGUAAUCCACCUCAUGUGAGAGUCUAUUUUUGUGCUAAAUGUAAUGUAUUGGUGACUUCAAUAUGCAUUUUAUUUAGAAUUACAAGCCAUUAAAUCCCAGUGCUUAUUGACUGACUGUUUAUGAUGAGAAAUAAAUCACAUAUGCUCGUA